AACCCAAUAAACCAAUUCUUUUGAUCAAAAGGAGAAAAAUCCCUACAGCCUACAAUUUCUUUUUAUACUAAACAACAAUGCCAUCUUUUCCGAAUCCAGGUUCACUCACCAUUUGCGAAAUCAAUCGAGACCUCAUCACUGCUGAGAAUCUUUCUGACGAUCGAGCCAAGGAAACUUACGGAAAACUUCUGGGGACGGUGUUCAGUCCGGUGGUGUUUCAGUUGGACCAGCCGGUACGACCGCCGAGUCCGGAGCUUGAUGCAGAGCCACUUGGCACAGUGGAAAGAAAGGGUAUUGUAGCAACAUUGCAGGAGAUAGUGAAUGACUCCCUCAAACGCCUUUUUCAUCCUAAUGACGUGAGCUUAUUACCAAAAGUUGAUCUUCAGGGAGUAAGUUGGCACCAACAUAAGCAUAUUAUUGCCUUUAUAUCUGGGUCAAAUCAAGUUAUAGUUCGUGAUUAUGAAGAUUCAGAAGGGAAGGAACCAUGCAUUUUGAGCAAUGAUUCUCAACGGGAUGUUAAAUUACUUGAGUGGAGGCCUAACGGCGGGAGAGCACUAGCUGUAGCUUGCAAGGGUGGGAUUUGUAUAUGGGUUGCCUCUUAUCCUGGAAAUGCAGCAUCUGUAAGGUCUGGCGCUGCUUCAUUCUUGGGAACCUUAUCCAGAGGUUCUGGAAUAAGAUAUAUACUGGCAGAUUUUCUUAAAAGUCAGAAUGAUGAGCAAAUAAGUGCGCUGUCAUGGAGUCCAGAUGGAAGAUAUCUCGCAUCUGGGUCAUUUGAGAGCUCAUCAUUUACCAUAUGGGAUGUUGCUCAAGGUGCAGGGACUCCCAUUCGACGAGGAUUAGGUGGUAUAUCUAUGCUUAAGUGGUCACCAACUGGAGAUUAUUUUUUUUCUGCUAAAUUUGAUGGUACAUUUUAUCUUUGGGAGACAAACACAUGGACAUCUGAGUCAUGGUCUUCAACUAGCGGUUUUGUCAUGGUAAAGGAAGCUGAUUUUAAAAUUGUGGCUGAAAGAUUUUAAUUUUAAAGUCUUUGUUUUUCAACUCACAUGCAAUUAGCUUUUUUUUUUUUGCCCUCCUCCCUAAGAGAGUUUCUUAAUAUAGCAUAAUUUUCUUUCCAUUUUGGUUUAUUAUUGUGUUUCUGAUAAGAUUGAUAAGCCCUCCAAUAAGGCUGACUAAGGAGGAAGUUGACAAAUCAACAAGUUAGUUAGGUGUCACCGUGUCAGUGAUUAGUUAGUUACGACUCUGUUGAGAUGGUUUGGGGAUUGUAUAUAGAGAAAUGAGAAUCCGUGGAAGAGUAGAGAAGAAUUUGGUUGUUCUUUGUAGAGGAGAGCCUCUUGAAUUAACUCAGCCUUGUAUACUUAUUAAGUGCUGAAGGAGAAGGACCUGCAACGACAGGGACUACUAACCCUCUUCUUGUUUUGUUCCUAGCCAUAUGUUAUGAGUCUUUGGUGCCUUACCAAUCCCUGUAUUUAAUAAUACACAAGUAUUUUCCAGUAGUUUGUGUGUGAUUUGUAUUGACAGGAUACUAGAAUCCUGUCAGUUUCAUUUUUUCUCUUAUAUCAAAAACAAUAUUUGUAUAUAUAUAUAUUGCUAGACUACCAAUGCAAUUUGUAUAUAAGAGGAGGUACUAGUUGUAUCAUUUCAGUAA
Molecule: messenger RNA, 1645 nt
Organism: Cannabis sativa
Lineage: Eukaryota; Viridiplantae; Streptophyta; Magnoliopsida; Rosales; Cannabaceae
Product: aladin-like
Exons: 9
Coding region: 78-1016 (312 amino acids)
Biological process (GO): nucleocytoplasmic transport
Cellular component (GO): nuclear pore
Molecular function (GO): protein binding
Source: RefSeq, a predicted model, not a curated record